AUGACUUAUUUUCAACGACUGAUAGAAAAUAGCUCUGUUUGUCAUGCAACUGGCGGUUCAGUUUGGAAGUUUGAUAAUGAUCACCUUACCUUUCGUUGGUCCACUGGUGUACGCAAUGUUUCGAAAGGGCUGCGUGGAGAUUACGAGCCAACACUCGAAAAUAAUGAGCUAGUUGCAGGAAAAACUGGAGAUCUACGUAACAGUACUAUCAUUUUUAAUAAUGGGGCAUGGGAUUUGUACAGAGGGACAUUUUCUGACUAUCUCGAUUCCAUUCAAACUCUUUUUGUGCCACUUAUCAGAAAAUAUCGCCAAAAUCCAACAUGGAACAAUACACGUAUCAUCUGGUUUGGUAAUCCAACAUUUCCUCAUUUACCAGAAUUUCUGAAUAAAGAACAUCAUAAGAGAAAUGAAUUUAGAGCCGCUGCUGCCAAUGGUCUUACCGAGGCACUCAUUAAGGACCUUCGAGUUGACUUCAUAAAUCAGUUGAACCCCUCGAGUAUAAGGGCCAGUGAGAUUGCAUGUAAUGUUCAUUACAUCUGUACAAGGCAAAAAACUAUAGGGCAUGUGGGAAUUGUUAUAGCUCAUAUGCUGUUUGAGGACAUGUGUAGAAUAUACACACCGGAAUAG
Molecule: messenger RNA, 627 nt
Organism: Owenia fusiformis
Lineage: Eukaryota; Metazoa; Annelida; Polychaeta; Sabellida; Oweniidae
Source: the annotation of a GenBank genome assembly